AUGACGAUCGAUUCAGUCAACGGAUUGCAGGGUGCUAAUGAGGCCUACACCGUUUUAGAAGAGCCUCUUGGAUCUACUCGUCAUGUGAAAAUAAUCACCAUCGGAGCGGGUGCAAGUGGUCUGAACAUGAUACGCACUCUUCGCAACACACUCCCAAACACCGAGAAUGUCGUUUAUGAAAAGAACCCGGAUAUAGGUGGUACUUGGUAUGAAAAUAAGUAUCCGGGGUGCCAAUGCGACAUACCAUCGCAUAACUACCAAUUUUCCUGGGCGCCGAACCCUCAGUGGACCAAGUUUUACUCAGAGGCCCCAGAAAUCCACCGUUAUUUCAAAGAUUUGGCAACUCGAGAAAAUCUUAAUGAUGUUAUCAAGUUGCAGCAUCAGGUCGAACAUGCAGAAUGGAAUGAAGAUGAUGGCCUAUGGCUAGUUCGUGUGAGAGACCUUACCACCGACAUAGUCAAGACCGAUUCAGCUCACUUUCUUUUGGAUGCUUCGGGUAUUCUCAACAACUGGAAAUGGCCCGAUAUUCCAGGUCUGCACACAUUUAAAGGCGAUCUAGUCCACAGUGCCAACUGGAAAGAUGACUUUUCGUACAAAGGGAAGCGUGUGGCAGUGAUAGGAAAUGGGUCUUCUGGUGUACAGAUCGUGCCUGCUAUGCAACCAGAUGUGGCAAGCCUCAUUCACUUUGUUCGAUCGCCCAUCUGGGUGGCACCUGCGGGCGUUGACAGAAUGGCUGCAACUACAGCUGGCAAAGUCGUAUCGGAACUAGAACUUGACGGAGAUCGUUUUACGCCAGCUCAGAUGAGCAAGUUCGAGACGGACAAAGAACUCUACACCAAAUUCGUCAAAGCUACAGAGGAGGUGGUCAACAAUAAGUUUUCCUAUCUUGUUACUUCAUCUCCAGCAGCUGAAGUUGUGAAAGAAAGCAUGACCAAGUAUAUGACUGAAGCCUUGAAAGGCAACCAGGCGCUUAUCAGCAAGUUGAUACCUGAUUUUCCAUUUGGAUGUCGACGCAUUACACCAAGCUCAGCAUACUUGGAUGCCUUUCACAAAGAUAACGUCCAAAUCGUGACCGAUGGCAUUGCUAAAAUCAAUGAAAAUGGUCUCGUAACAGAACAGGGAGAGAUCAUUGACGUUGAUGCGAUAGUCUGCGCUACUGGAUUCAAUGUUUCAUUUUGCCCUCGAUUUCCAAUUCUUGGAAGAAAAGGCAAUCUCCAGGAUAUAUGGACUCGAGAACUGCCAUCAUCCUACAUGUCUCUCGCAGUGCCCGGCAUGCCAAACUACUUUAUGUUUCUGGGACCAAACGCACCUAUCGGACAUGGUAGUGUACUGACCAUCACCGAGCAAGUGGGAAAGUAUAUCACUCGGAUUAUUCGCAAGUAUCAGGAGGAAGGUAUCAAAUCGAUAACUCCGAGACAGGAUAUCGUGGACGAAUUUGCCGAGCACAUUGCGGCUUUCAUGCCUCGAACCGCUUGGGCGGGAAACUGUAGUUCAUGGUUCAAGAACGGGAAAAGGGAUGGCCCUAUUACAGCUUUGCAUCCGGGAAGUCGUAUUCAUUGGUUCCACAUGCUGCAGAGCUUCCGGGGAGAGGACUUUGAAUACACGCACUGGUCCAAGAACAGAUUUCGAUACCUGGGUAAUGGGUUUUCUUCGUUGGAGGCCCCGGGAAUGAACUCGACGUGGUACUUGGACGAGCCGGACAAAAUGCUCUGA
Molecule: messenger RNA, 1713 nt
Organism: Penicillium concentricum
Lineage: Eukaryota; Fungi; Ascomycota; Eurotiomycetes; Eurotiales; Aspergillaceae
Product: flavin-containing monooxygenase
Exons: 5
Coding region: 1-1713 (570 amino acids)
Molecular function (GO): NADP binding; flavin adenine dinucleotide binding; N,N-dimethylaniline monooxygenase activity
Source: RefSeq, a predicted model, not a curated record